Molecule: messenger RNA, 888 nt
Organism: Hymenoscyphus albidus
Lineage: Eukaryota; Fungi; Ascomycota; Leotiomycetes; Helotiales; Helotiaceae
Source: the annotation of a GenBank genome assembly
AUGACACCUCAAACCUCACAGCAAACCAGUCCAAGCUGCUUAUCAGAGACAGAUUCGGCACUCUGUAUUGUCGUAGGCAACCCAAACCCGUGCAACAAAGAAAUUCCACGCUGGAAACCCGGAAUAUAUAUUCCGUACACGGUUGACCGUUCAAGCUUUCUCGCAAUCACAGGCGCGCAAGCAAAAUACGCGGAAGCCACAUUCAAGCAAGCAGUCAAACAAUGGAACGAGAGCAAAAUCGGGGUUACUUUCGAUUUUGUCGAGGAGGAGAAUGACGCUGUGUUUACUCUCAUCUACGGAGGCGAGCACAACAAUGUUUUCGCCAAAGCUUUCUUUCCAAGUAAUCAGGACUUGAAUCGGAUCCUGGUGUACAGCGUCGCUCUCAGACCUGAAUAUAUCAUGUGGUUAGAAUGGGUCUUCCUGCAUGAGCUGGGACACGUUCUUGGCUUGCGCCAUGAGUUUGCAUUGAAGAGCGAGAAAGGUGGUGUUCGAUUUCCAGGUGAAGAGGGAGCCGAUGGUCAAGUGGGGAAUACACCCACGGCUCCGAGGUCGGUCAUGGAAUAUUAUCACAGGUCUGAAUCGGCUACGCAGCAUCCUAUACCUGGAGUGCAACCAAAUCUUAUGGACUAUCCUGAGGGAAAACUUCCAUUGAAGGACAUCGAGGAGACGAGACGUUUUUACAAAUUGGAGAGUGGUACUACUUACGAGAACCGGCCUAUUGUAGAUUAUAAUCCACAGAAAGCCCAAGUCUACCAACCCACGGCCAUCAGAAAAGCAACGAAGGAUGCCGAAGAGGGUAUUGAUAGACAAAGAGAGAAGGCUGAACGUGAUAAGGCGUGGCUUCAAAAGCAUGGGAAAGAAAGAAGAAAGCCCAAGGACGUGGACUAG